Molecule: messenger RNA, 1011 nt
Organism: Penicillium longicatenatum
Lineage: Eukaryota; Fungi; Ascomycota; Eurotiomycetes; Eurotiales; Aspergillaceae
Gene: alkA
Product: DNA-3-methyladenine glycosylase II
Exons: 3
Coding region: 1-1011 (336 amino acids)
Biological process (GO): base-excision repair, AP site formation; DNA alkylation repair; base-excision repair
Cellular component (GO): nucleus; protein-DNA complex
Molecular function (GO): alkylated DNA binding; DNA-3-methyladenine glycosylase activity; DNA-7-methylguanine glycosylase activity
Source: RefSeq, a predicted model, not a curated record
AUGGCGCUGAGGCGAUCUGCCCGAUUGGGUUCCACCCCAACGAUCAUGGCACCAGUGCAAAGCUCCGCACCCAAAAUGACCAGGGUGAAGAAUAACGCAGUCACAAAGCCCCGCAAGGUCUCACCAACCAAGAAAGCAGCUCCAAAAGCCACCACUUCACACACCACCCCCCUCGACCGUCCAGUCGACCCCCACCGAACAAACGCAACCCUCCUCACACCCCACGGCUCCUCAGUAGCCGCCUACCCAGCCCGCCCAGAAGAUGCCUCCCCCUCAAAGACAGGGCUCCCCCGCCCAGCAGCUACAACAGGCACACUGCUUGAGCAAGCAGUAGCGCAUCUAAUAGCGACAGACCCACGUCUCAAGCCCGUGAUAGAGCAGCAUCCAUGCCCGCUCUUCUCGCCAGAAGGCCUUGCCGAGAAAAUUGAUCCCUUCAAUAGCCUGACGAGCAGUAUAAUCGGACAACAAGUCUCCGGCGCCGCAGCAAAGUCCAUCCGCAAUAAAUUCCUGGCGCUGUUCCAGAUUGAGCCUAAUGAAGCUGGCUCGCGCUCGCGAUUCCCUUUACCGGAGGAGGUUGCAAAAUGCGAUAUCCCCACUCUGCGGACGGCGGGAUUAUCCCAACGCAAAGCGGAGUAUAUACAGGGACUGGCGGAGAAGUUCGCGAGUGGGGAGCUAAGUGCACAGAAAUUGGCCAAGGCUAGUGACGAGGAACUUGUUGAGAUGUUGAUUGCUGUUCGUGGGUUGGGGAAAUGGUCAGUGGAGAUGUUUGCGAUGUUUGCGCUGAAGCGAACUGAUGUUUUCUCCAUUGGGGAUUUGGGAGUGCAACGGGGCUGUGCGUCGUUUGUGGGUCGAGAUGUAAGUAAGUUGAAAGGCAAGGGUGGUGGUAAGUUUAAGUAUAUGGCGGAAAAGGAUAUGCUAGAGUUGGCAGCAAAGUUUGCACCGUAUAGAAGUCUUUUUAUGUGGUAUAUGUGGCGGAUCGAGGAUGUUGAUGUCGCUGUUCUGACUGGGUGA